Tricharina praecox is the source of this 660-nucleotide messenger RNA. RefSeq lists its product as uncharacterized. Lineage: Eukaryota; Fungi; Ascomycota; Pezizomycetes; Pezizales; Pyronemataceae. The transcript has a single exon. The record is from RefSeq and is a predicted model, not a curated record. The coding region runs from base 222 to 611 and encodes 129 amino acids.
GGGGUUUUUUCUACUUCAUUUUCUUUUCUUCUUAUUUUGGGAACAUAUUCUUUUUUACAUGAUUGUGGAAUGUGGACGGGUGAUAUUAGAGGGUGAGGUGAGGUAAGGUGUGAUAGGUGAGAGGUGGGAUACCGUACUCUACCUCUUUUCGACUGGAGGCUGGAGCCUGUCAAAGCCCCGGUGCGGUGGAUGAAUGGAUGGGAUCCGAAGAGUAACCUUUGAUGUCUCCGAGCGAGUCCUCCUGUUCGACUCCAAAAUUACUUCUUUUACUAUUAUCAUACUACUAUCAUACUACCAUACUACUACUACUACUACUACUACUACUACUACUACUACUACUACUACUACUACUACUACUACUACGGUUAUUUUACCCAACCUGCCUCCUCUUCUUCUCUUUUCUUUGUAACUUUUUACCUAUUGUAGCUUGGUUCUCGUUCACGUUUGAAGCAACGGGGCGAUUCAGGUGUCUGUCUGUUGAUGUUGAGAGUGUGUGUGUGGUGUGUGGUGUGGUAUCGUGUAUGCAUGUCAAGUCACUCGAGUACCAGCAGCAAAAGCGCAAAACGAUAAACUUAUCGGAUAAACAAAAGUCUUUGCAAUUCUAUAUCUAGGAUUCCUGUCAUAUAUAUCGUAACAUCUACUCCGUCGUCGUCCACACUC